AUGUGUUGCAACUACUACGGAAACUCAUGUGGUAGCUGUGGCUACGGCUCUGGCUAUGGCUGUGGAUAUGGCUCUGGCUACGGCUGUGGAUAUGGCUCUCGCUAUGGCUGUGGAUAUGGCUCUGGCUAUGGCUGUGGAUAUGGCUCUGGCUACGGCUGUGGAUAUGGCUCUCGCUACGGCUGUGGAUUUGGCUCUGGCUACGGCUGUGGAUAUGACUCUGGCUAUGGCUGUGGAUAUGGCUCUCGCUACGGCUGUGGAUUUGGCUCUGGCUACGGCUGUGGAUAUGGCUCUGGCUAUGGCUGUGGAUAUGGCUCAGGCUGUGGUUAUGGUUGCUAUGGAUACCAGCCAUUUUGCUAUAGAAGAUGUUAUUCUUGCUGCUAG
Messenger RNA from Lemur catta (Ring-tailed lemur), 381 nucleotides. RefSeq names its product keratin-associated protein 6-2-like. The record is from RefSeq and is a predicted model, not a curated record. The transcript has a single exon. The coding region runs from base 1 to 381 and encodes 126 amino acids. NCBI's taxonomy places the organism in Eukaryota, Metazoa, Chordata, Mammalia, Primates, Lemuridae. Gene Ontology annotation, biological process: hair follicle development.